AUCACACCCGCACCUCGUUGUCCGGCACUUCGACAGCCGGUGACCAAAUCCACAUGCCCAGACGAUUGAUCACUUAUUCCGGUUGAACUGUAUAAAUACACCUGCCGCCCGGUGGGGGUAUGUUCAAUCGCGAAUCGACUGGAGUCCGAGCAACAUGGAUACACGACCGUCGCUAUUGCUUUGUUUACUGCAGCUGCUGCUGCUGUUGGGAGUCGCGACACUACUUCCCACUACGGAAGCCCAAGGCGGGGGCCAGCAGUCACGUAUCGUAUGCUAUUUCAGCAACUGGGCCAUCUAUCGGCCCGAUGUCGGACGUUACACUAUCGAUGACAUCCCUGGGGAAAUGUGCACCCACAUCAUUUACUCGUUCAUCGGAGUGGACGACAGCAACUACAAGGUGCUAGUGAUCGACCCGGAGGUGGAUUUGGAACAGAAUGGGUUUAGAAAUUUCACCAAUCUCAAGACAAAGUAUCCGCAUGCCAAGUUCAUGAUUGCCGUCGGGGGUUGGGCCGAGGGAGGCAAGAAAUACUCCCAGAUGGUGGCGGUGAAGAAACGACGGGAUUCGUUCAUUGCCAGCGUGAUACAGUUCAUGAAGGUGUAUAACUUCGAUGGCUUCGAUCUCGAUUGGGAAUAUCCGGGAGCGGCUGAUCGUGGAGGUAGUUUUGGCGAUAAGAACACGUUCUACUACUUUGUUGAAGAGCUAAGGAGGGCUUUCGAUCGCGAAGGCCGAGGGUGGGAAAUUACGAUGGCUGUACCGGUGGCGAACUUCCGUCUACAGGAGGGUUAUCACGUGCCGGAACUUUGUGAAAACUUGGACGCAAUUCAUUGCAUGACGUACGAUUUGAGAGGAAACUGGGCCGGCUUCGCUGAUGUUCAUAGUCCGCUGUAUAAGCGACCCCAUGAUCAGUAUGCGUACGAGAAACUGAACGUUAACGACGGUGUACAACUCUGGGUCAAUUACGGCUGUUCACCUAAAAAACUGGUAGUCGGAGUUCCGUUCUACGGUAGAACAUUCACUCUCAGCGCCAGCACUAAGAACCCGACUCUCGGAUCCUAUAUAAACAAAGAAGCUGGAGGUGGUGCUCCUGGACCCUACACAAACGCAAGUGGAUUCUUAGCCUACUACGAGAUUUGCACCGAAGUGCAAGACGACCAGAAAGGUUGGUCGAAGAAAUGGGAUUCUGUUGGUCUCUGUCCGUAUGCGUAUAAAGACACUCAGUUCGUUGGAUACGAGGAUGUUGAAUCGUUACAACAUAAAAUGGAAUGGAUUAAGGAAAAGGGAUACGCGGGCGCAAUGACAUGGGCUGUGGACAUGGAUGAUUUCCGCGGGCUGUGCGGUCCAGAAAACGUUCUUAUGAAUGUGCUCUAUGAUGCUAUGAAGGAUUACACUGUUCCGGAACCGUCGAUCAGUACAACUCCGAGGCCUGAAUGGAACCGACCACCAUCAACGCAGCCAACUAACGAGGAAGGUCCGCUUGUGGGUGGCCCACCUACCAGUCGACCAAAGCCAACAACCACCGCUGCUCCGACCAAACGAACCACCCGAAAGACAACCACUCGGAGGACAACGACCACAACAACUGCGGCACCAGCUCCUCCAGACAGCGAGGAAGAAAUCAUGCAGCCAGAGCCAGCACCAGUACCAGCUCCACCAUCUGUGGACUAUGAGGAAAUUUCGGAUAUAGAUUGCUCUGAAGGCAAAGACUUUGUACCGUCGGCAGAUUGCACCAAGUAUUAUCGAUGUGUACACGGGCAACCUGUCGAGUUUUCUUGCAAGCCCGAUACGGCGUUCCACACGGUGUUGAAUGUGUGCGACUGGACUGAAAACGCCGACCGACCGGAAUGUAGAGGAGAGGCAAAAACAGUAAAAGAUUUCGUGCAGCAAGGCCUGGCUGAUGAACAGCAGGACGACAGCAGUAGAGAAGAUAAUGAUGAGUUGGAGGAAUAAACAAUAUUUAUUUUUAGUCAUAAGCAAGCCCUAACUCGACUGAUUUGUCAAAUAAUGAGAUUAGUUUUUCGAAUUGUCAGUAAACGCACAGUAGGAAACAUA
Molecule: messenger RNA, 2050 nt
Organism: Toxorhynchites rutilus septentrionalis
Lineage: Eukaryota; Metazoa; Arthropoda; Insecta; Diptera; Culicidae
Product: endochitinase-like
Exons: 5
Coding region: 155-1948 (597 amino acids)
Biological process (GO): carbohydrate metabolic process; chitin catabolic process
Cellular component (GO): extracellular region
Molecular function (GO): chitin binding; chitinase activity
Source: RefSeq, a predicted model, not a curated record